UUCCUCCUCCUCCUCCAUCCCGUCCGUGCGCGCCGCAUCCCUAAACUGCUCCUCCUGCUCCUCCUCCUCCUCCUUCCACCGGGCGCCACGCGGGACCCGAGCCGCGUCUCCUCCGCGCUGAUCGGCGCCUCCACGGGUGUUGCUGCUCCACCUGCAGGUUCUCCUCACCCGGGUCGCCAUGCAGGAGGCGUGACCCGGCUUCCUCAGACCCAAAACAGAAAAAGAAGAAAGUCCCGACCGACCGACCCGCUGCCGGUCCAGAUGUCGGACCCCGGCGCCUCCUCCGCGGCGGCGGACGGCCCGCUGCCCUCCCCCCGCACCUCCCUGCAGUUCUCCUUCCCCUUCCUGAGGGAGGGCAGCCGGGUUUGGGAGAGGGAGAGGAAGCCCCCGCAGCCCAGAGAGCUGCCCAGCCCGCUGCCCACCAAGCGCACGCGCACCUACUCGGCGACGGUGCGAGCCAAGUCGGGUCCGGUCUACAAGGGGGUGUGUAAAAACUUCUCCAGGUCUCAGGGUCAUGGGUUCAUACGCCCCUCCCACGGCGGGGAGGACAUCUUCGUCCACAUCUCUGACAUCGAUGGAGAGUACGUGCCCGUGGAAGGGGAUGAGGUCACGUACAAGGUGUGCCCCAUCCCCCCCAAGAACCAGAAGAUCCAGGCCGUGGAGGUGGUGCUCACUCACCUGAAUCCAGUCACCAAGCACGAGACGUGGUCGGGUCAGAUCAUCAGCUCCUAGAGCGCCGCUCCGGGCAGGAAGGAGCGUCUCCAUGUAGUUUUGAGUUUUUAAUGUCUACAGGGGGGGGGGGGUGACGUUUGGGAGAAGAUCUGGGGACGAGGGGCUCGGCCUGCUGCACAGUUCGCUCUGUGGGGGUCCAGCUUUGAAUGUGUUUCAUGAGUGUUUUAACGUAGUAAAGUUAGGGCGGUAGAUUUUCUAUCUUACUUUGACCUGAAGGAACAUGGAUGAGAUGAGGUCAGGAGAUGCUUGAGAGGUAUCGGGCUCGGUUUUUGUGGCACAGUAAAAAGUGAAUUCCAAGGAAAAGAGCUCGACGAAGCUCUG
Molecule: messenger RNA, 1053 nt
Organism: Pungitius pungitius (ninespine stickleback)
Lineage: Eukaryota; Metazoa; Chordata; Actinopteri; Perciformes; Gasterosteidae
Gene: csdc2a
Product: cold shock domain containing C2, RNA binding a
Exons: 4
Coding region: 262-732 (156 amino acids)
Biological process (GO): regulation of mRNA stability
Cellular component (GO): cytoplasm
Molecular function (GO): mRNA 3'-UTR binding
Source: RefSeq, a predicted model, not a curated record